Messenger RNA from Patiria miniata (bat star), 1540 nucleotides. RefSeq names its product ribose-5-phosphate isomerase-like (gene rpia). Gene Ontology annotation, molecular function: ribose-5-phosphate isomerase activity. The coding region runs from base 89 to 946 and encodes 285 amino acids. The record is from RefSeq and is a predicted model, not a curated record. Gene Ontology annotation, biological process: pentose-phosphate shunt, non-oxidative branch; D-ribose metabolic process. The transcript is spliced from 8 exons. Lineage: Eukaryota; Metazoa; Echinodermata; Asteroidea; Valvatida; Asterinidae. Gene Ontology annotation, cellular component: intracellular membrane-bounded organelle.
UGGUGUUUAGGUGUGCGCGCUCUAAGGUUUUUAUUGUGACAAUUUCCGCCUUGUGUUCCUGUUUGCAAGUGUUAGUCAAACAACAUUGAUGUUUCGACUAUUCACACGUCUUAAACUGUUAAAACUGCAGCCAGAAUUGUCUUGCGUUCGGGGAGGUUCCGCGAAAUUAACGUGGAGAAAUUGCCCGCGAAUUUUGGACAGGACUGCAGCAAACAGGAACAUGAGUGCAGCAGCAUCGGCUGAGCUGAUUGAGGUCGCCAAGAGAGCGGCGGCCUACGCCGCUGUGGAUACCCACGUCAAGGAUAACUACCGCCUGGGUGUUGGCAGUGGAUCAACUAUCGUCUACGCGGUGGAAAGACUUGCACAGCGUGUCAAGGAAGAGAAGCUGUCAGUCCAGUGUGUGCCAACGUCAUUCCAAGCCCGCCAGCUCAUUGUCAAUAACGGUCUGGUCCUGAGUGAUCUGGAGAAAACACCUCAGUUGGAUGUUGCCAUCGAUGGUGCGGAUGAAGUCGACAGGGACCUGAACCUCAUCAAAGGAGGCGGUGGCUGUCAGACACAAGAGAAGAUAGUAGCAGCUAAUGCCAAAUAUUUGGUCGUCAUAGCAGAUUACAGGAAGAAGUCAAGUCACCUGGGUGAGCACUGGGAUCGCGGCGUGCCUAUCGAAGUCAUUCCUCUAGCCUACAGACCCAUCAUGAACACUCUGGCUUUGCAGCUAGGUGGGGAGGCGGUGCUACGGAUGGCUAAGAGUAAAGCUGGUCCUGUGGUGACAGACAAUGGGAACUUCAUCCUGGACUGGAAAUUCAAGGCGGUCCCCGAGAGCUGGGAGGCCGUCAAUCAGCAAAUCAAGAUGAUACCUGGUGUGGUUGAAACGGGUCUGUUUAUCAAGAUGACUAGGCAGGUGUAUUUUGGCAUGGAGGAUGGCAGUAUACAGAGUAUCUGCAGAUGAUCAGUAACGGACCAAGAUUCUACUUCGGAAGAAGUAACUUAGUUCAACCAGGGUUGAAUACAAUGCAGGGCUGUCCAGUGCACGUUGCAUAAUACCUUUGGAAAUUUUAGUCAAUGACAUUUUCAUUUUUAUUUUGAUCAAUAUGUUGUGAUCACAGAACCCUAUGAGGGUAGUGUUGACAUUUGAAUUUCAACACUUUUUUCAAGUUUGAAAUAGUACGGAGUGCUCUUUAGGAGGCAGGUUUUACCUGCUUUAUAUUUUAUUUAUUUGUACAAUUUUACAAAGCACAUACAGGUUCUCUACAUGACACAAAUAUUUACUGUUAAAACAGCUUGUAGAUUAAGUCAUGCAUGAAGAUUUCCAUGUUAUAAUCACAAAUGUUUUUGCUUUUACAGUUGGGUCAUACGAACGCAAAUGAUGUUAUUAAUGGUGAGAUUCAUUGUGGUUUAACAAAUUAUAUGUCACUCAGCAAUGUACAUUGUAAGUGGAAAGAAAGGGUACAGUCAAUGUACUGUGUCAAUAACCCCUUACAUUCCCAAAAUGGUGUAAAUUGGCCGAAUUUUGAUAACAAUGCAAGGCUAACCCCUUACAUUU